Molecule: messenger RNA, 5364 nt
Organism: Stomoxys calcitrans (stable fly)
Lineage: Eukaryota; Metazoa; Arthropoda; Insecta; Diptera; Muscidae
Exons: 3
Coding region: 1-5364 (1787 amino acids)
Biological process (GO): DNA integration
Molecular function (GO): nucleic acid binding
Source: RefSeq, a predicted model, not a curated record
AUGGAAAAUCAAGAGAAGGAGCCUCAGCCAAUUGGUUUAUCAAGUCCGCCGGUGCCAAACACCAACAACAUACCAGCCGCUAACUGUCCAUCUGAUGUAUUUUCCCCCCUCGGUGAUGCCACCACCUGUAACUCGACGUUGACCACCGCUGCUGCUUCAAAUGACACUGUACCAGCUUCCAUCGACACCGCAUCUGCCUUCAGCACAAUUGCAUUCGACGACACUACACCCACCGGAGGUGCUGUUCCUAAACUUGCGUACAUCAAUAAACCUUUUGGGCAGCCAACAAUUCCAGUGUCAGGGGUAAAUUACGAAUUCCCCCCAUAUAUACCACAUCCAAGUAAGUCGCAUGUUUCGUAUAUAAAUAAUUUCCAGGGUCUGCCAAUUUCCACAUCCAUCAAUAAAAUGCAAAGUACAAGUAAUGCGACAAUGUACGGGUUGUCAGAACAUAAUUUUUUAAGUUCAACCCAAAUUAAUAACGGUAAAAAUUAUCAGUCUUCUCCCUCCAACAAUUGCAUACAAGAACCAGUUCCAAUAGUUGAAUUUAAUGCCAACAACAACAUAGUUUGUCAUAACGCAAGCAGCGUCGCGAGAAAUCCAUCUUCAAAUAUUCUGCAACCAAGUCUCUAUUUCUCUGCUGCUCUGCCGCAACAGCCAAUACAAACCUUCAUAUCAUCAAGUGCAUAUGUCAGUUCAAACAGUGCUAACUUCUUGUCGAACCCCAACAUGUUUGAUACAACCCCCAUAUUUUCUCAGCCCAUUCUGUCUACUGCAUAUGCACAGCCAACCGUGACGUCAUCAGACACCUUUUUAAACAACAACACUCAAUUCAAUAACACUGUACCGAUGAAUGUUUCAAUGACGUCAUCGCAGAUCGCUGCUCGACAUGUUAUGUCAAAAGAUUUGCCGAUAUUCUCCGGUCGGCCAGAAGAAUGGCCUGUUUUUAUAACAAAUUAUUGGCAGUCAACAGAACGAUGUGGAUUUACCAAUCAGGAAAAUUUAAUUAGGCUUCAAAAGUGCUUAAAAGGUCCAGCUCUAGAAGCAGUAAGGGGCAAAUUAAUGAUGCCAUCCACUGUUGGUCUCGCGAUAAGUACAUUGCAAAUGUUAUUUGGCCGACCUGACGUCAUACACCAAACUCUUCAAACAAAAUUGCGAGAAGAACCAAAGGUUCGUUUGGACAAUUUAAACACCUUAAUUUCAUUAGCUCUUGCAGUUCAAAAUUAUUGCUCAAUAAUUCACGCAAUUGGACUCAACGACUACCUGGUAGACCCGAUGCUGCUAAAUGAUUUGCUUUCCAAAUUGCCAUCUAGUAUGAAACUCGAAUGGGGUCGUCAUAGUUUGUCUUGUGGUCGGGUGAAUCUUCUCUCGUUUGAUCAAUGGUUGUUCAAUUUAGCGACAUGUGCCAGCCAGGUGACAACGUUUGGAUUUAAGUAUGAUGACAAUGGAGAAAACAAGACGAAUCGAAGGCAGGGGAAAGAGCGUGUAAUGUUUCACGGUGUUCAAACCCAAAAUAAUAGUUCAUCGCAUUCAGAAGACGGGAGUCAGGCAACCGAAAAUGUACGUAAUGCGCUGUGUCUUAAAUGCAGCGAUGAACACAAACUUGCGAAUUGCCCACAAUUUAGCUCCCUUAAAAUUGGAGAAAGAUGGGAAUUUGUUAGAAGAAACAAAUUGUGUUUUAGCUGUUUUGGAAAGCAUGCGCUUCGACGAUGCUAUUUUAAAAAGGCCUGUGGUGUUGAUGACUGCAAAUUGCCCCAUAAUGUUCUUCUCCAUGAAAAUAGUUCGAGUCAAAAACCAAAAUUGGAUGUAUCUAAAAGCACAGAAACAGCUGUCCUAUUCCAUAAUAAGCAACAAAAGGUGGCAGUUUUUCGAUAUGUUCCCAUAACUUUGUACGGCAAGCAAAAGAGCAUUAAUACCUGGGCUCUCAUCGAUGAAGGUGCAGCGUGCACGCUGAUGGAAAGUGAAAUCGCUGCGGAGCUCGAUAUUGACGGACCCUCAGAAGAGUUAUGUCUUCGAUGGACGGGAGACAUCAGCAAAUGCUAUCCACACUCAAAAACUCUUACGCUAAGGAUUUCCUCGCAAGACCCCGGAUACCAAAAAUAUGAUUUAAAGAAUGUUAGAACUAUCGAAAGCUUAGAUCUUCCAGAACAGUCGCUUGAGCCAAAAAUGAUAGAAUCUUGUAAAUAUCUGCGUAACUUGCCACUAAAGCCGUAUUCUCAACAAGAGGCAGAAAAAAUGGAUGAGCUAAUGAGACAUUACUUCUCUUUAGAUGCGGUCGGGGUUACCCCUUUGAAGAAAGCUUUACACUCGCGAGACGACGAGCGUGCUCUACAAAUCAUGGAGACAACUACAACAUAUUGCUAUGAAGAGAAAAGAUGGCAAACAGGUCUCUUGUGGAGGUAUAGUGAAUUUAAUCUACCCAAUUCUUUUCCUAUGGCAAUGCGGCGCUUAAAAUGUUUGGAAGGCAAAAUGUUGAAAGAGCCAAACUUAAAAAACUUUUUAGUCGACAAAAUAAGAGAGUACGAAGAAAAGGGUUACGUCAGAAAACUUAAAAAAGGUGAAGCGACAAUAGGAGGCAAAUCGUGGUUUAUACCGAUCUUCACCGUAACAAACAUUAAUAAAAAUAAGACGAGAUUAGUUUGGGAUGCCGCCGCCAAAGUUGACGAUAUCUCUUUAAAUACAUGUCUUCUUAAAGGCCCCGAUUUACUAAGGUCUUUAAUUGGAAUACUGUUGAGAUUUCGGGAAAAGCCAAUUGCGGUGUGCGGCGAUAUCCGAGAAAUGUUCCACCAAAUUAAGAUAAUAAAGGAAGAUCAAUUUUCACAGAUGUUUUUGUGGCGAGAAGGUGAGCCCUCAAGAGAAGUUGAUGUUUACUGCAUGCAGGUUAUGACUUUUGGUGCCUCUUGUUCCCCCUCGCUUGCGAAUUAUGUUAAAGACAAGAACGCAAACCGAUUUGUCGAUGAAUACCCCACUGCGGUGGCUGCCAUAAUCGAAAAUAAAUUUGUAGACGAUUGGCUACAUAGUUGCGAAACAGAAGAGGAAUUGAUUGCUUUAGCAACAGCUGUCAGAGACAUCCAUAAAGAGGGAGGAUUCGAAAUGAGAAAUUGGAUUUCGAAUUCAGCUUAUGUACUAGAGAGUCUAACUGGUAAAACUGCACAGCUUAAAAAAUGUAUUCAGCCUUCCGAACCAGAACACGAAAAAAUUCUGGGAAUGUGGUGGCUUCCGCAAACUGAUGAAUUCACUUUUAUAAAGAAAUUUACCUCAGAUUUAACUGGCGAAAGAGAGCCCAUAACUAAAAGGCGAAUGCUACGUGUUAUUAUGCAAAUUUUUGAUCCUUUAGGGUUCUUGGGUAAUUACCUCAUUUAUGCCAAAAUAAUAUUACAAGAUGUGUGGCGAUCAGGUGUCUCUUGGGAUGAACCUAUUAAAAAUGAAGAACGUCAAAUGUGGGCACAAUGGACGCUGCACAUCAACUCAAUUGGAGAUAUUCGAAUACCACGAUGCUAUCAACUGGCGUGCCAAAGCCAAGACAUUCAGCUACACGUCUUUGUGGACGCUAGCGAGAAUGCGUAUGCAGCCGUAGCAUAUAUUCGUGCCCAAGUUGGUUCUGAAGUCAGAUGUACUCUGGUAGGAUCAAAAACGCGUGUGGCGCCAUUGAAACCUAUCUCUAUUCCUAGAAUGGAACUAAUGGCAGCCAUAAUUGGUCUUCGAAUGUCAGAUUAUAUAAUCAAGGAGCAAUCAAUUAGAAUUAACAAGAGACAAUUUUGGUCCGAUUCGAAGGAUUUAUUAUAUUGGAUUCGUUCGGAUGCACGGAAAUUUAAGCAAUUCGUUGCACUCCGUAUUGGCGAAAUAUUGGAAAAUUCGACUGUUAAAGAAUGGAGAUGGGUCCCAACCGCAGAGAAUGUGGCAGACGAAGGCACAAAGUGGUCCAAGAUUCCAGAGUUUGACAGCACGGGUAGAUGGUUCAUCGGCCCAUCAUUUUUACGGUCAGAAGAAAGUUGUUGGCCCACAACUACAUUUUCAAACACUGAUCACAAAGAAUUUGAGAUUUUGUGUCACGUGGAGGAGAGACACGCUCCAACUUUAACGUUAUUUGACAUAUGUGCUGAUCCAACAAGGUUCAGCAAAUGGGAAAAGCUGCGACGUACUCAGUCGUACGUCUUGAAAUUCUUGAAAUCAAUUGUUAAACAUGACAAGAAAUCUGCAGUUUUGAAAAUGCUAUUAAACAUAACCGAGAUGCAUAGUGUUGAAUUACUGAUAUUCCGAAACUGUCAAGAAGAGGCCUUUAGCGAAGAAAUAAGUUGUUUAAAACUAAAAACCAAACAAAUCUCCCGAAAAAGUUUACUCUUUAAAUGUUCACCAUAUCUGGACGAAAUGGGAGUACUGCGAAUGAAAGGGCGAAUUGACGCGGCAGAGAGUGUAUCCAUGGAAACAAAACGACCUGCGAUUCUCCCACGGAAACACAUCGUUUCAAAACUUCUGGUUGACUUUUAUCAUCGACGUUACCAUCAUCACCACAAUGAAAUCGUUGUUAACGAAGUUCGGCAGAAGUAUUGGAUACCGGGACUGCGAGCACUAGUGCGCUCUGUUGCAAAAGAUUGUCAGGCCUGCAAAAACAAACUUGUGAUGCCUUGUUCUCCAGAGAUGGGCGACCUACCUUCAGAAAGAGUAGCUGCAUUUACUCGUCCAUUUACGUACACUGGCGUUGACUAUUUUGGACCAUUCGAUGUGACAGUUGGGCGUCGACGAGAAAAAAGGUGGGGUGUACUCUUCACCUGUUUAACAGUUAGAGCCAUUCACUUGGAGAUUGCACCAUCUCUCUCUACGGACUCGUUUAUGUUGGUUUUUAAGCAGUUUGUCAGCCGACGUGGUACUCCUAAACGAAUACUAUCAGACAAUGGGACAAACUUUCGAGGGGCAAGUCGUUUGUUGUCAAAAGAAAUAGAAAAUAUCUCUGCAAACGAAUUGGAAUACAGUUAUCCAGAGAUUGAAUGGCGUUUUAUACCACCGGCUUCUCCGCAUAUGGGUGGCGCAUGGGAGAGGAUGGUUCGGUCAGUGAAGUCUGUCUUAAUGGAAAUAUUACCUCAUGCAAGUUUGAGAGAAGAGACUCUGAGAGCAGCGAUGGCAGAUGUUGAGAAUAUAAUUAACUCAAGACCGCUCACUUAUGUUCCACUCGAAACUGAAGAGGCCGAAGCAUUGACUCCGAACCACUUUUUGCUCGGCUCUUCAAGUGGCAUACGCGAAAGGGGGAGUGAAGACGAUGGUGGAAGUAUUUUGUUUAAACAUUUUAAAAUUGCUGGUCAAUUGGCAGACCAAUUUUGGAAGCGAUGGUCGACGAAAGCAGCAAGAGAGGAUUGUGGCCAAAGGGUGUAG